AUGGCCUACGCCGCACGCCUCGUAACCAAGAUCCACCCCGCCGCGACGCCGCGGGCCGAGCCGCGCCGCCUCUCCAGCCGCCGCGUAGGAGCACUCAGUGGAACCACAACCGUUAAACAGCAAAAGUUUGUUGCUAAAUCUGCUAUCUCGGCAGUGGAAGGUGGUGAUGCAUUUGUUGAAGUAAAGCAAAAUAUUAGACCAAUCAUAGUCAUAGACAACUAUGAUAGCUUCACAUAUAAUUUAUGCCAGUACAUGGGAGAGGUUGGAGCUAAUUUUGAGGUUUAUCGCAAUGAUGAGAUCACUGUGGAAGAAAUUAAGAAGAUUUCUCCUAGAGGAAUACUUAUCUCCCCAGGCCCUGGCACUCCUCAAGAUUCUGGAAUAUCCUUACAAACAGUUACAGAGCUUGGGCCCUCUAUACCGUUGUUUGGGGUUUGCAUGGGUUUACAAUGCAUUGGGGAGGCAUUUGGUGGGAAGGUUGUCCGAUCUCCUUAUGGAGUGGUGCAUGGAAAGGGAUCCCUUGUUCAUUAUGAUGAGAAGCUUGAUGGAACUCUGUUUUCCGAUCUUCCAAAGUAA
Messenger RNA from Miscanthus lutarioriparius, 573 nucleotides. The record is from the annotation of a GenBank genome assembly. Lineage: Eukaryota; Viridiplantae; Streptophyta; Magnoliopsida; Poales; Poaceae.